This is a messenger RNA of Terrapene triunguis (Three-toed box turtle), 1419 nucleotides long. Its product is annotated as butyrophilin subfamily 1 member A1-like. The record is from RefSeq and is a predicted model, not a curated record. The transcript is spliced from 7 exons. Gene Ontology annotation, molecular function: protein binding. NCBI's taxonomy places the organism in Eukaryota, Metazoa, Chordata, Testudines, Emydidae. The coding region runs from base 1 to 1419 and encodes 472 amino acids.
AUGAAGAUUCUCUCAUUCUGCCACAGCUCCAGAGCCAGCUCCCCUCUCCCUGGUUUUAUUGUUUUCUUCCUUAUUUGUUAUGUUCACAGGAUGGAAUCAGCACAGUUCACAGUGAUUGGACCCCAUGACCCUGUCACUGCCAUCCUGGGUCAGGAAGCUGUGUUACCCUGUCACCUGUCCCCCAGGAUGAGCGCUGCAAACAUGGAGGUGAGAUGGUUCCGAUCUGAGUAUUUAUCCAUUGUGCACCUGUAUCGUGGGAAGGAUCAGUAUGAUGGGCAGAUGCCACAGUAUCAGGGAAGGACAGAGCUUUUGAAAGCCGGACUCACAGAUGGGAAUGUUUCCUUGAGGAUUCUCAAUAUCAGACGCUCUGAUGAAGGACAAUACCACUGCUUUGUUCAAGAUGAUACUUUUUAUGAAGAAACCGUAUUGGAACUGCGGGUAGCAGAUCUGGGCUCUGCUACUCUCAUCUCUGUUGAGGGUCAUCAGGAUGGAGGGAUCCGGAUGGUUUGUCGAUCAGCUGGUUGGUACCCAGAGCCUGAGGUGCUGUGGAAAGAUCUCAGUGGACGACAUUUACCAUCACUCUCUGAAACAAAAUCCCGAGGGAAUAAUGGCCUGUUUGAAACAGAAACUGCGAUCAUUGUAACAGAACAUGCAAACCAAAACUUGUCCUGUUGCAUCAGGAACACCUUUCUCAAUCAAGAAAAGGAAUCAGCAGUUUAUAUAGCAGAUCCAUUUUUCCCAAGGGUGAAUUCCUGGAUGGUGGCUCUCAGUGUGAUUCUGGUGGUUUUGUUUGGUUUCAUUGGACUCACUGUUUAUCUCUUUAAAAUAAAAGGUAAAUAUCAGAGGGAGAAAUAUACUUUACAUACAGAAAUUGGGUGGAGAAGAUCUGUGGCACCUAUAGAAGAAGCGAACGUGACUCUGGAUCCAGACACGGCUUAUCCAGAGCUUGUCUUGUCCGAGGAUCGGAAAAGUGUGAGAUGGGGAGACACACGACAGCAUCUGCCCGACAACCCUGAGAGAUUUGACACUGAGCCCUGUGUGCUAGGCUGUGAGGGAUUCACCUCGGGGAGACAUUGCUGGGAGGUGGAGGUGGGGGAUGGGGGAUACUGGGCAGUGGGGGUGGCCAGAGAGUCUGUGAGGAGGAAGGGAUGGAUCAGUCGUAGCCCUGAGGAGGGGAUCUGGGCUGUGGAGUGGGGGGGUCAGUUCCAGGCUCUCACGUCCCCUGUGACCUCCCUGCCCCAGCGCCGGGCCCCCAGCAGGAUCCGGGUUUGCCUGGACUGUGACCGGGGGCAGGUGACAUUUAUCGAUGCUGGUGACGAGGCCCCGAUCUUCACUUUCCCGCCAGGCUCCAUCCCUGGGGAGAGAAUCCAACCCUGGCUCCGGGUGGGGCCAGGAUCCCGGCUCAGACUGUGUCCCUGA